CCGUAGUACGCACGCGCAAAGCCAUUGCAAAUGUAACAGGUACUGUGAACUUAUAGACGCUUUCGCUCAGUCGCGAAAUGUCGGGAGAGCCGCGCAGGCGUGUCGCCUGUUCGUCUUCAAUUAAUCCCACAACCCUAAAAUAAAAAAAAAUAAACGUCAAAUUAACCCCGCCAAUCGAAGAUUGAAUUUCAAAAAUGGAAUUGGAUUUUCGUUUGUUUAUUAAUUCAAUAUGGCGUGAUUUAGUGAAGAUGUUUGUAAGUGGCGUGUAUUGACUUUUUGUUUUGUUUUGUGAUAAUUUGUGAUAGCGAUGCCAAGUGGAUAUGGGUGUGAUAAUGAUAACUGUUUGUGGGAUUGGAUUGCUCAAUGCAUCGGACUCUAUGGAAAGGAAUCAUGGAGCAAAGCUUUCGUCUUUAUAAAUCGAAAAAACAUAAAAUUAAGUGGAAGUGUAUUCUAAACUUUUAUUGAACCAAAAUCUAAGUGUGGUGAUAUUUAGAAAGAAAUAAAAAUAAAAUUAAGAUGAUCAAGUGAUUUUGUGUUGAAAUGUGAAUAAUCCAUUCAGUGAUGGGGUGUGGCCAGAGUAAAAUUAAUCUCUACCCGCGGAGGAACAAAAAUGGCGGCAAAGGGAAUAGUGCCAAAAAGUCAGGCGCAGCAGACAAAGAGGCGGAUGAGGAGGAGGGCCCGGCCGCGGGCGCGCAGCCAUCAGACGACAAUGAGGACGAGCUCGAGCAGACCAAGCACAUCCUGCCGCUCACCAACCAUCAGCCUGUCGUCGAGGUGUCAGCCAGCCAGCAAGAUUUCUUCAAGAUGCUGGACGAGAAAAUUGAAAUGGGUAGAGACUACGAUUCAUCCAGCGAAACAGAAAUCAGAAUGGAACAAGAAAGGCGGAAAAUGCUUAUAGAACAAUGGCGGUCCACGUCAUUAUCCAUACAUUCCUCUCAAUCGCAGCCGAGUCCGCCCACGCCAGCGAGAAGACGAGUCUCGAGGCCGAUACCCCAACCUCCAGAACGACAGAACAGCCCCGGGUCAGGCAGGAGGUGCUACAGGCAGCAACAUGUCCCAGAUGGCAUGUCACCACCACCAAGAAGGUCCCACAGCGCGCAGUCUCACCACCCACCAGACCCAAGACAAAUUAACGGAGACAACUGGCAUGACCCCACAAAAUCCCCUGUGAAAAGACCACAGAGUGCCGGAUCAAAUUGGAAGAGCAACCCUAAAGUGGCGCCUUAUAAUCAAAAACCUAGGAAAAAUGAAGCGAACGAAUACAGACAACAAAACAACCAGGAUGGCCAAGGGCCAGGUCAGGAUAUGUCACAAAUUACGUUUAACCCUACAUUCCAAACCCACAGUCCAGCUCAUUCAGCUAAAUCUCAGCAGCCGUAUAUAGCACAGAUAAUUAGCUACCCGAUGUCGCAACAGGUGACUCCACCGUCUCCACCCAAGUAUAUUGCACCUCCUGAAGAGUACCAGGAUCCUCAGAAUAAUGUUGUAGAUAAUGGUAAACAAAACAUACAGCAGAGGCAGUCGCCAGUGACCCAAGCUAACCCCAAUCCUCAACCGCAUAUCUAUUACAUACACGGUAACUCCACGUCGGCGAUGGCACAAGAUAUAGCUCAACAAAGACAGCAGACAGCCAUGCAUCUGCAGCAGUAUGUCGCCAUGAAACAAGCCCAGCAGCAAAUGUUCACAUAUCUACAAAGAAGUCCUCACACAGUGUUCCCGAAUAUAGAUUAUUCGCAAAACCCCGCACCGAAUCGAAUGUACGAGGGUGAAGAGUUUGUGGGUCAGUACGGUCACCCCGCGAUGAGACCGCACAGCGCGCCGACUCCCGUGGGAGUUGUCAGGCCCAUGCCGGUCGCGCCCGGCUUCAGUCCCAUGGGAGAUGGUACUCACAUGGUUCAGAUGCCGAUGUGGACACACAUGCCUCCUGUUGUCUCCACUAUGGGUCCCUGGGUGCCGGGCCAGGCGCCUCCAGAGAUGCAGUACUACUCACAGACGCAGUUCAUGCCGAUGUAUCGGCCGAACUCAGCGGGGUCCGCCGGCACGCUGACGCGAUACCACAAGAAGGAGCCGAGUGACAGUGAAGUGAAGAAUAACGUGUGCCAAAGCAUAAAUCUAGUCAGGCAGAAGCCGAUAGGUCAGAUCGUGUCCCUGCCGGGGCAGGAGCUGACGGUGUGCAACAGCGUGAGUGACAGUCCCAGCCCCGCGUCCGUCAGCACGGACAGCGGCGUGUCCCCCGGGAACAGUGUGCCUAGCUCCAAAAACUUAAUGUUCAACACGCCGGCGCCCAGUGACACCUUCAAUUUAGAAAGUAAGAAUAAAAAAAAUAAAACUGUACAACAACCUAGAUCUCUGAAAAAUUCAAAAAGUCUAGAUUCUUAGUGAAAACGUUUGUAAUUAUGUAGAUUUUCUAAGUGUAUGUAGAUUAGUCAAUAUGGCUAUGUAAAGAAUAGAUAAUUAGAUUCCAAAGUGCUUAUUAUUAAGGUGCUUCUCGAGUUAUGUUCUGUUUUAGAACUCUAUCUACUGAAUUACUGUCCCGAGGUACGGCCGAAAAAAACAGAAAAAAAAAAUAAACUUCAAGUGUACAGUUGCAUGUCUGAAUCAAAAUGAUUGCAUUAAAAACAUAACUUUUAUCCAUAAGGCCUUAUAAGUAAAGUUAAUACGGUUAUCCGUUCAAGGAGAAAAUAACUCGAGUAGCAUACGUAAAUUGUAUUUAUUGUGAUUAUAUAAUAAAAACCAUUUUUUUAAAGAUCGGUGUUAAACUUGUAAAUGUAGGUGAUGUAAACAGAUAUUAAAACUUCCUUUCAAAUCUUCAUCAGUGCCCAUUAUAUAUUGUUUAACCACAUUAUGAAAACAUGCAAAAAUUAGAACAACAUUUUGGUAAUUUUAUAGUUUUUUAGGGAAUGCUAAAAAACUCGUAUAAAAAUUGAAGAAUAGAAAGAGAAUUGGUUAAGUUAAUCGUCGAUAAUAAACGUUAAAAUUAACCAUAAAAGGUCACAAUAUAAUGGGCAUCCUGUAUAUUCAAACUUUCAUUUUUAUUUUUAUGAUUACAAAAACAUGUCUUCAGUAAAAUGAUAUAAAAAAAUUACCAUCACCCAUGAGUGUAAAAACGAUAACUUUUAGAAUACCAGCACACUACAAACUUUAAGUCAGCCGAUAGAUUGUUUGGGCUCAUAAAUCAGUAUGAAGAUGAAUGGUCGUACGCACGUUACAAAGAUCUGGUAUUAAGCCGGUAUCAGAACGACUGACAACUUUGAUAGGAAUCAGAAUUUCCUUUAAAAAAAAAUUGUCAACGUUCGAAGUAACUGUCGGCUGACUGUUUAGUCGACAAUUUGCGAGUAUUUUUAUGUUAUUAUUUUCACAAAUGUUGCUAUGUUUUACUACAUUCAUAAUUUAUUAUACUUAUUAACAUAGGACCAGAAUUACCUAAAACAAAUGUACAAAAGCCUUUAAGUAAAUUAAUAAUUUAUUUUAGCGUUAAUUUCUGUCAUUACUAUGCAACAUUAAUUUAUUUUACUUGAAAAUUAAUUAUAUUUUAUUUUAUAUUUCCAAAACGGGUAUGAAUUUAUUUAAAAAUGAAAACUAAACGAAUCUUUACUAUUCUAAAUGUAUGUUUAGAUAAUAAAGACAUGUAAAUGGUACCUUUAAGUGCCGAAAUGCAUUUUAAAUUAUCCAAUAAUAAUGGUAACAAACGUG
Messenger RNA from Helicoverpa zea (corn earworm), 3693 nucleotides. RefSeq names its product extensin (gene tow). The record is from RefSeq and is a predicted model, not a curated record. Bases 562 to 2379 code for a protein of 605 amino acids. NCBI's taxonomy places the organism in Eukaryota, Metazoa, Arthropoda, Insecta, Lepidoptera, Noctuidae. The transcript has 5 exons.